GCAUCCUUCACGACCUCCACACCAUGACAGAACGAACUCACUCUAACAUGCUCUUUGCAAACUUCAACCAGGACUACUCGUGCAUCUCGGUGGGCACGCGGAAAGGGUACAGUAUCACGAAUUGCGACCCGUUUGGACGUGUAUACACCCAGAAUGACGGCGCGCGGGGGAUCGUCGAGAUGCUGUUCUGCACGUCCCUCAUCGCCCUCGUCGGAGCAGCGGAUCAUCCACAGUCAAGUCCCCGGAAGCUUCAGAUUGUGAACACCAAGCGACAAUCCAUGAUUUGCGAGCUGCUCUUCCCGAGCUCGAUCCUCGCCGUCAAGCUCAACCGCAAGACACUCGUCAUCGUGCUGGAGGCGGAGAUAUACAUCUACGAUAUCUCAAACAUGCGGCUCCUCCAUGUCAUCGAGACGACGCCCAACCCAGACGCAAUAUGUGCUCUUUCACCCUCCUCCGACAAUUCCUACCUCGCAUACCCCUCCCCAGUCCCUUCACCUUCUGCCACCUCAGCCUCCCCCGCGCCCGCUUCCCCCGGCGGCAGUGGUGUCAUCCAAUCCGGCGACGUCCUCCUCUUCAACACACGCACGCUCACCGUCGCAAACGUCAUCCAAGCCCACAAAGCGCCCAUCUCGUUCCUCGCGCUCAACGCAACCGGCACGCUCCUCGCGACCGCGUCCGACAAGGGCACCGUCAUCCGCGUGUGGUCCGUGCCCGGCGCGGAGAAACUCUACCAGUUCCGGCGGGGCACGCGCGAGGCCAAGAUAUACAGCAUGAGCUUUAACGCGGUCAGCACGCUGCUCGCGGUCAGCUCUGCGCACGACACGGUGCAUAUAUUUAAGCUGGGGCCGGGACAGAAGGGCGGGAAGAGGAAUGGUUCGUCCGGUGGUGCGGGCGCUGGGGAGAGGCCGGAGAGUCCGAGGGAGAACGAGUCGAUUGAUAGUCGGGAGGGCGUGCAGGGUGCGGAUGGCGGAUAUGAGGCGUUCAUCGACGAUCGGCGGAAGGGAAACUCUGUCGGGUCCACGUUCCGUCGGACAUCGCUGAGGGUCGGCAAGUCGCUCUCGACCUCGGUGAGCGGAUACCUUCCCAACACGUUCACCGAGAUGUGGGAGCCCGCGCGCGACUUCGCGUUUCUGCGGCUACCAACAAGCGGCGCACGGUGUAUCGUCUCUCUAAGCGGGACGCUCCCCCAGGUGAUGGUCGUCUCGUCCGAGGGCUACUUCUACGCGUACAGCAUCGACCUCGAGAACGGCGGCGAGUGCACACUCAUGAAGCAGUACAGCCUUCUCGAUUCGGCGGAUGAAUCCAACAUGGAGUAACGUUGUCGAUGAGUCUGAUGAGUCGCGGUUCGUGUCCGCGGCCGUGGUGGUUGGGUUGUGGUGCUUUCGCGGUAUCUGGAAUUUCUCUUGGUGGAGCCGUCGUAUCCUGUUGCGUGUAACAUAUACUCAUAGUAUUAGCUGAAUGCGAGUUUCAUC
Molecule: messenger RNA, 1472 nt
Organism: Coniophora puteana RWD-64-598 SS2
Lineage: Eukaryota; Fungi; Basidiomycota; Agaricomycetes; Boletales; Coniophoraceae
Product: WD40 repeat-like protein
Exons: 8
Coding region: 24-1316 (430 amino acids)
Biological process (GO): nucleophagy; autophagy of mitochondrion; protein localization to phagophore assembly site
Cellular component (GO): cytosol; extrinsic component of membrane; phagophore assembly site membrane
Molecular function (GO): protein binding; phosphatidylinositol-3-phosphate binding; phosphatidylinositol-3,5-bisphosphate binding
Source: RefSeq, a predicted model, not a curated record